Messenger RNA from Coniosporium apollinis CBS 100218, 279 nucleotides. RefSeq lists its product as uncharacterized. The coding region runs from base 1 to 279 and encodes 92 amino acids. The record is from RefSeq and is a predicted model, not a curated record. Lineage: Eukaryota; Fungi; Ascomycota; Dothideomycetes. The transcript has 2 exons.
AUGUUCCUCAACCUCUCCAUCCUCCUCAGCACCGCCGCCUCCACCGCCGUAGACAGCAACCUCGCCAUCAGCAGACGCACCACCCAGUCUCAAGACGACCCCAACGUCAAGAUCACCGCCCUCGCCCUCGCCCUCCCGGACGGUACCCGCAAGCUCGCCUUCUGGAUCUCCAACACCAGCGCCCCCUUCAUCGCCACCGACGUCUUCGGGACACCCAUCGACCCCUCCGAGUUCCUCGACGCCGAGGGGCAGGACGGCGCGCAAGCAGGCAGCGAGUGA